AUGGUGGUGCCAGGAACGAAACGGUAUUUGUCACGUAUCGCAGUACAACCUCGUGUCUACAGCAGGUUCUUGGAUGCACCAGCUGGAACUGAAUCCAUUGGGUAUGGGGUCAAUGAGUCAGCGCAGCACGUCGACUACUUUGAUCGAAUCGGGCUCUUCAGCAAAAGCUUCACUCAAAGCAUAUGGCUAUCUUUCGGUGCUAUGCGUUGGCUUUUGCUGGUCUUGAUUGGCCUUGGAGCCGGGCUGGUCGCUGUGGCUGUUGAGCUCUCAUUGCACUAUUUGCUGGAGGUGGUUGCAGGCUUGCCUUGUGGCAAGGAAGGGCCGAUGAUUCAUAGCGGUGCCAUCGUUGGUGCAAUGGUCACGUGUUUCAACUUAGAGCGGCGCUUGCGUCCCCUGAACCUUGAUGUGGAGACCCGAGACUUUGUCGCGGCUGGAGCUGCGGCUGGUGUCAGUGCGGCCUUUGGUGCACCGAUUGGGGCGGUUCUCUUUGCGGUGGAAGAAGGCGCAUCCCAUAUGUCCCCAAGGAUCCUGACACAACUCUUCGUCUCAAGUUCGGUGGCCACAUUGGUUACACGCCUCACUCUGGGCCCUAUCAUCAGUGGCCACCCUUGGAGCUUGUUGGGGACUGGGGUGCCGGUCAGCUUUGGUCGCUUCACUGAGGUCUCGUAUAACUUUCUGGAGAUGUUUAUUUUCGCUCUCAUUGGUAUUGUUUGUGGCUUGCUGGGUGCGGCCUUCAACCACUUCAAUGGCCGUUUGAGCAGGUUUGGUCUUGGUGUCCCUGCUGGGCUCUUCGUUCCAUCCUUGCUGACUGGUGCAGUGCUGGGCCGCUUCGUAGGCGAAGUGCUUCAGGCCGAAUUGCCGCAGGCCACUGGUACCGGCAUCUUCGGCCUGCCAAUCUUUAUGGUCGUGGUCAUUGCUACCUGGGUAGGCGACUAUUUCAAUCGCGGCAUUUACGACCUGCACAUCAUUGAUUUGAAACAGAUCCCACUCCUUGAGCAAUCACCUGCAGACGUUAUGGUCCGGUAUGCCGUGAAGGACAUUAUGGCGAGUCAGGUGGUGUCCCUGCAGGGCGUGGAGAAGGUACAGCGAAUUGUGGACGUUUUGCGCUCUUGCAACCACAAUGGCUUCCCUGUCCUGGAGAAUGGCACAAUGAAAAUGGAGGGAUUGAUUGAGCGCGGCUUUCUGCAUUUGCUCUUGGCUAGAGGUCGCUAUUAUGGGAUGUUCCAGGACACUCCAGAUGCUCCGAUUGGAUCGCUGGUCCCAUUUGAGGCGAUAGCUUGGCCAAACAUCCAUUCCUACCCGGAUAUCAAGAGUCUUUCAAAGAAGCUGAGUACAGAAGACCGGCAGAAGUAUAUGGACUUGCGACCGUAUGUGAGCUGCAAUGGCUACAGCAUUCCGCCUCAGGCUUCAAUGGCCAGCGCUUUUUUGCUUUUUCGACGCUUGGGCCUUCGACAUUUGCCUGUGGUGGAUAGUGAUGGCGACCUUUGUGGAAUCAUCACACGCAAGGACUUGAUCCUCAUGGAGGAGGAUGAGCAUGGUGAAAUGGUGCAGAGGUCGCAGCCAAAGCUGUCAGCUGACACUGGGUGGGCCUUCCGGAAGUCUGAAAACCUUGAAGAGUCAGACUUUGGCCUCGAGAGCGGAAUGAACAGCGCUUUAGACUCCCUAGACAGUGAAGAAACCGAGUGGUCGCAGGAGCUGAGCGUGCCUGCCGUGGAGAUCGUGGGUCCAAAUGGGGCUCCGCAGAGUUCAGACUCGGAUGCCACUGAAAAAGACUUCGAGGUGCAAAGUCAUGGUGGCAUGGGCGGGAUGGGUGCUUGA
Messenger RNA from Durusdinium trenchii, 1818 nucleotides. The record is from the annotation of a GenBank genome assembly. Lineage: Eukaryota; Dinophyceae; Suessiales; Symbiodiniaceae.